GAAAUUCGUUUUGUAGUUAUUUUUUUUGGUUUUUCUUCAACAGCUAAACUACUUUUAAUGCAUUUAUAUAUUUUUUUUAUUUUACUCGUGGCAUUGCCAUUCAAACUGGCCAAUGCAUAUUUUUAUUGUGGUGCAGAAAAUGAGAAGAAAUUAUGUAAAACAAAGAAGCAUAUUAUCUGCCAUCCUGACACCUUGGUAGGUAUGGAUGUGUCUAAGUCCUCUCGAAGGUGAAGUGAAAGCUUUCGCUCCUAUGACAAACAAAUUGAAACGUAUGUUUCUUGAUCACCACAAUGAGUAUCGCAACAAACUGGCUGGAGGGCAGCAGGAAUUCAAGGGAGGUGGAAAAUUUCCUAUUGCCACUCGCAUGCGGGAAGUUCUGUGGGAUGACGAAUUGGCUUAUAUAGCUGGAGAGCAUGCAAAACGCUGCCAUAUGGCGCACGAUGAAUGUCGUUCCACCGAAAGAUUUCCAAGCGCCGGACAAAAUCUUCACUCAAGAUAUCGUGAUGAUGAGAGGUACACUAAUGUGCCUGACGUAGUGCUCAGCGCUGUGAAUGAUUGGUGGGGUGAAUAUAGUCUUGUGGAGGAUGGCAAUAAAAUAACAGAAGAAUUUCCUGGAGGUGUGACAGACUGGCACAAAAUCGGUCAUUUCACGGCGAUGGCAAACGAACGCGCAGCAUUUGUUGGCUGUGGUGUGGCAUUUUGUGAUAACUGCACUAGGCGCAGGUAUUGCGUGAUUGUCAGCUGCAAUUACUCAAAGACAAAUGUGAUAAGAGCUUUUAUGUACAAAACAGGCGAUAAACCAGCAUCAGCAUGCGACUACUAUGAGACUACACCAAGCCAAAGAUAUCCGAAUCUCUGCAUAAAUAAUGGAAAAUUUUAUAACAAAGUCAGGUAGAAUUGCAGAUGUACAAAUGUUUUGCUAUCACAUCAAUAGAAUAUGUUUGUGAAAUUGUUUGUAUGAAGAUUAAAACGAAAAAGAGAAAU
Molecule: messenger RNA, 984 nt
Organism: Anastrepha ludens (Mexican fruit fly)
Lineage: Eukaryota; Metazoa; Arthropoda; Insecta; Diptera; Tephritidae
Product: antigen 5 like allergen Cul n 1-like
Exons: 3
Coding region: 206-895 (229 amino acids)
Source: RefSeq, a predicted model, not a curated record